Molecule: messenger RNA, 1458 nt
Organism: Aspergillus ochraceoroseus IBT 24754
Lineage: Eukaryota; Fungi; Ascomycota; Eurotiomycetes; Eurotiales; Aspergillaceae
Product: Set1-mediated histone H3-K4 methylation subunit Swd1
Exons: 5
Coding region: 1-1458 (485 amino acids)
Cellular component (GO): Set1C/COMPASS complex
Molecular function (GO): protein binding
Source: RefSeq, a predicted model, not a curated record
AUGAAUCUCUCUCUAAUUGAUCCCUUUGUCCUGGCCCAGGAGUACCCAGACACAUUAUCAGAAAAACUGAGGAGCGGUCAUGCGACAUGCCUUCGCUUCAGUCGCAAGGGAGAUUAUCUAGCCUCCGGACGGGUGGACGGUACGGUAGUGAUAUUUGACGUUGAGACAAAUGGGGUUGCCCGCAAGUUAGAGGGCCAUAUUCGGCAAAUCCAGUCAUUGAGUUGGUCUAGGGACGGUCGCUAUCUCCUUAGCUCCUCUCAAGACUGGAAAUGCAUCCUGUGGGACUUGAAAGAUGGUUCCCGGGUGCGUACAGUCCGAUUCGAAGCGCCUGUAUAUAUCGCAGAACUACAUCCCUAUAACCACCUGUUAUUCGUAGCCUCCCUUUUUGAAGAUCAACCGGUCCUCGUCGACAUAUCCUCCCCGAAACCUAUCAAACGCAUCAUCCCCUCUGCUCCGUUCCGUGCAACCCCCCCCAAAAACGAAGAAGUCGAUCCCGCGGUUGCGGCAAAGCAAGCGGCCCAGGAUGCGAAACACUCGACAUGCGUUACGGUCUUCACGGCGCUGGGGAACCAUAUCAUCGCAGGGACAUCCAAAGGUUGGAUAAACAUUAUAGAAACGCAGACGUGCACCACCAUACACUCGACUCGGCUCUGUAACGGCGUGGUGAUUCUCCUCCGUCUUGCAAGCAACGGCCGUGAUCUGCUCGUCAACAGCUCCGAUCGCGUUAUUCGCACGAUCCUCAUGCCCGACCUCUCCCAGCUGGGGAUCGACCUCGAGCCCGCGAACAUCAAACUCCAAGUAGAACACAAGUUCCAAGACGUCGUCAACCGACUAAGCUGGAACCACGUCGCGUUCUCCUCGACCAGCGAAUUCGUCACCGCAUCGACAUUCAUGAACCCCGACAUCUACGUCUGGGAACGCAGCCACGGCUCGCUCGUCAAAAUCCUCGAAGGCCCCCGGGAAGAGCUCGGCGUCGUAGAAUGGCACCCCAGCCGCCCUCUCGUCGUCGCCUGCGGCCUCGAAUCCGGAUGCAUCUACACGUGGUCCAUCGUCACGCCGCAGAAAUGGUCCGCGCUCGCCCCGGACUUUGGCGAAGUCGAAGAAAACGUCGAGUACAUGGAACGCGAAGACGAAUUCGACAUCCACCCGGCCGAAGAAAUCCACCAGCGCCGCCUAGACCAGGAAGACGAGGAACCCGACGUCCUCACCAUCGACCCGCAGAAGAGCGGCGGCAGCCUCGACGACGACUCCGAGUCCUUCCGCAUGCCGGUUCUGCUCGAUAUCUCCGACAGCGAAAGCGAGGAGGACAUCGUUGCCGUUGGCCCAGGCACAAUGCGACGUCGAAGUCCCGGCGCCAGCCGUGCCAACGCAGGAGACCCCGAGAAGGAUACUACGAGCAGCACAGCUGGCGGGAGAAACGGUACCACGCGAGGCCCGAAGAAAAACCGCCGACGAUAA